CCUUAUUGAUAAGGCAGUGUAUGCCACACUUCCGUCUACGACUCUUUUUGCCGUCUCUGCGGUUAUGUCGUAGGUCUUUCUGUGAGCGCAUGGUGAAAUACUAGGUAAUCGACUGAUUCCAAGAUGCAGAUCUUCGUCAAGACCCUCACGGGUAAGACCAUCACCCUUGAGGUCGAGCCGUCAGACACCAUCGAAAAUGUCAAGGCCAAGAUCCAGGACAAAGAAGGAAUCCCUCCUGACCAGCAGAGGUUGAUCUUCGCUGGCAAGCAGCUGGAGGACGGCCGCACUCUGUCUGACUACAACAUCCAGAAGGAGUCCACACUCCACCUGGUGCUCAGGCUCAGGGGAGGCGCCAAGAAGCGCAAGAAGAAGAACUACUCCACUCCCAAGAAGAUCAAGCACAAGAAGAAGAAGAUCAAGCUGGCUGUGUUGAAAUACUACAAGGUUGAUGAGAACGGUAAGAUCAGUCGUCUGCGCCGGGAGUGUCCUUCAGAGCAGUGCGGCGCUGGAGUAUUCAUGGCUGCCAUGGAUGACAGACACUACUGUGGCAAGUGUAGCUACACACUCGUCUUCAGUAAACCAGAAGACAAAUAAACUGUUAAUUUUUAUUUUAUAUGUAUCAAUAAACAUGUUGAUACAAUA
This is a messenger RNA of Macrosteles quadrilineatus (aster leafhopper), 642 nucleotides long. RefSeq names its product ubiquitin-40S ribosomal protein S27a (gene RpS27A). The coding region runs from base 124 to 594 and encodes 156 amino acids. Gene Ontology annotation, cellular component: ribosome; nucleus; cytoplasm. The transcript is spliced from 4 exons. Gene Ontology annotation, biological process: modification-dependent protein catabolic process; protein ubiquitination; translation. The record is from RefSeq and is a predicted model, not a curated record. NCBI's taxonomy places the organism in Eukaryota, Metazoa, Arthropoda, Insecta, Hemiptera, Cicadellidae. Gene Ontology annotation, molecular function: protein tag activity; structural constituent of ribosome; ubiquitin protein ligase binding.